Durusdinium trenchii is the source of this 3169-nucleotide messenger RNA. The record is from the annotation of a GenBank genome assembly. Lineage: Eukaryota; Dinophyceae; Suessiales; Symbiodiniaceae.
UUUCGGCCUGAGCCGGGCAACAAUACAGAUCCCGCGCAACUGAACCGUUUGUCGCUUGCCAGUUCAGCACGCAGGACUAUUCACGGUCUGAAUCGCUGGUGCAGACGAGCUGCAUUUGUGCGCCUUUGUGCAGAGAUUGCUAAUGUCAGCUGGCCAUGCUGCUGAUGCGGCGGCAGAAGUAGCCCCUGGCGCACGAUUUGGGCCUGAGGAUGACCAGUACGAGAUUGGAAAACAACUUGGUCACGGCGCUGCAUCCCAAGUCUUUGCAUGCAGGCGCCUGCGUGAUGGGGAGAAGUUUGCUGUGAAGACAGUCGACCUGAGACGCUUGUGCUUGCUCGGCGAUAUGCAGGAGCAGCUGAGCCGCCUUGACUGCGAGGUUCGGAUCCUCAAGGAAUUGCGCCAUGAGAGAAUAGUCAAUCUCGAAGGCUUUCACAAGACGGACAACUGGUAUUUCCUGGUCAUGGAGCUGGUUCGGGGUGGUGAGCUUUUUGACGUCAUUGUUCGCAACAAGUCUUUGAGCGAGAUGGAAGCACGACAUGUUUUCUUGCAGCUUCUAGAGGGCGUUGGCUUCAUGCACUCAAGAGGUGUCAUUCAUCGGGACUUAAAGCCGGAGAACCUUCUGGUGGCUAGCUCCAGGCCCAAAGAUGGGGGCCAACUCUACGACGUGAAAAUCGCGGACUUUGGUUUGUCAAAGACCAUUGGUGGUGGCGCAUCACUGGCACGCACCCGCGUGGGCACGCCGCAGUAUUGGGCACCCGAGGUGCUGGAUGUGCAAAAGAGAGGUGGUUCCUAUGAUCAUGCUGCCGACUUUUGGGGCCUCGGGGCGGUCCUUUUCGUCAUGCUUUGUGGACGCUACCCCUUCGAUGGACAGAAGCAAGCACUGGACGAGCAAAUUCGAACCGCAUCAUAUUGCAUGUCAGGCUCUCGCUGGAGGGGCAUUUCUGAAGCUGCAAAGAGCCUGGUUCGUGGACUUUUGCGGGUCAACCCAGUGGACAGGCUCUCCCUAGAGGAGUGCUUGAAGCAUCCGUGGGUCUUGGGCCAGCCCUUGCCACCUAAGACACGGCUUGAGCCUCCUGUGAAGUGGGAGCUAGCUGGAGAAGGAAGGCAUGGGAUGGCGGCCAUUUCGGAGAAUUGUGCUGAGGUUCCCAAGCAGGAUGCUCGGGAGCAGGACACGAGCUUUCCAGAAGAGGCCGACCGCACAGAGCGGGCUGGUUCCACAAGCUGCUGCAGCGUUUCAGAUUCCGAUGUUGGAAAGAGCUGCAGUAGAGUUGUGAGUUCCCCAAGUAGUCCAGAAGACGCCACGGGCACAGCCGCGUGCAGCGUCAAGGGCAGUGGCUUCAACUUGGCUCCACUCUUGGCAUUCUUCUUGGGUCGUAAAGACUUCCGCUGUGGCCGCUGGCGCUUGGCGCUGGUACUCGUGUUGGCAUUCGCCUUUUGGGGAUGGCGGUCGCCCCGUGAGAAGCUGGUUGCAGGGGAGGGCAUGCCGCUGAUGGGACGGACAAACGUGCCGAACGCCCUUGAAAAGCCCAGCCACUUCAACAACUUGAGUGUUGAAGGGGAUGAGCAAAAGUUGCUGGCGGCCAUGGAUGUUCAAACGCCUUUUUUCUACAUGGCUGGCUUGGACCCACCAACCGACCAAUUGCUGCUGGAAGCUUCCACGAAGGAUCCCUACCAGCAUAGCCUGUUCAGGCUAAGCGAGUUGCUGAAGCUGCAAAUCUCCAUCGUAGGUUCCUUGGAGUUUGCCAACAUGGCAGUGCGCAAUGUGGAUGCUGAGCUGGCGGAAUCAACGCGAAGUGCCUACCAGCAGGCCCGAAACCUCUUCAAGCAAGCCGCAGAGGUGGUGGCCAGAUAUGCCGAAAUGGCACAGCAGGUGAGCAACACAGUGCUCCCCGAUUUGCAAUUGGCUGUGGACGAGCAGGAGCCGGCCUUGGCAGAGAGCAUGUUGGAAAUGCUGAAGAAUUGGGUGACUGACAUGAAGAAGGACAGCAAUGUGAUCCGAGCAAACUAUGGUGCACUGCAGAACACCAUUGGUUCCUUAGCGGAUCGGGCGCAGCAGAGCAAGCAGCAGGCCGAUGUGAAGUUGGCUCGAGCUGUGGCCAAUGCUCAGGCAAUGCUGGACCGUGAGAACGCCACCAAGAAGGGCAGCUGUUCCUACGCCCAACCCGAGCAGGAGCAGCAAUUUCAGGUCGCAACAAGGCCCACCGAAAAGGAGAUCACUGAAGUGUCCGAUGCCACGGAGGAGCCAAGCAGCUGGGUCAACUUAGAGGACAGCGUCUCCACCUGGCUCCCAAGCAGCAGCUCCGAAUUCAAUCGCUUCAAUAGCUCCGACAUGGCAUUGGUACCCUAUCACCAGCCAACUUAUGGUGAAGAUGCCAAGGCAGCUGCUGAACGGGCAGCGAGCAGCUCGAGGCAGCUCCUGAAGGCAUUGAAUGAGUUGAGGCGAGUGGAUUCGAUCCUGGAGGGCUGCUACGUCUUUUGGGCCAACAUGGACGGAACAGUGCAGAAGCUGGGGCAGUUGAAAGAACAUGCCGAGCGGCUGGUGGGAUUUGCAUCCAGCACUCCCAAACUCAAAGAACGGUUUGGACAAAGAAUGAAGGAGUACGGUGUUUUCUGGUCAGACCUGGAACAGUUGUGCAGCAAGUACAGUUCUGACCACCACGCCGCCUCCGCACAGAUGAGAGUAGUGGUGCGUGAAGUGUCAAUGGCAACAGACAUCCGCGACACCGAAAACAGUGCUUAUGCCGGGGUCCGUGCCGCCCAAGGAUCAGCAGGAGCAUUUGCUGGCCAUGAUGCGGAGAGCACAAGCGAUUUUCCCAGCGGGACGGUUUGAAAAAUACAAUACUGUAAAACAAAUUCUUGUUUCGCAUGAUGCCAGAACCGUCCAGCUAGCCAAUUCAGACCUAGAAUCUAAUGGUUCGAUUGGCCCUUUGGUUGGCAGAUUCUGGUGGCCAUUUUUGUAGAAGAGCCUUGCUGGUUUCCGCCUUCGUGGCCGACCAUCUUGUCCAGCAGGUUUCUUCUGCGUGGCGUUGUCAAGAAACGGGUGGGAUUUGAUGAGAUGUAAUUCUGUAUGACACAUUUGAUCGAGAAGCAACUGCUGAAUUCUUGGAGUUUCCAAUUGAAUGAUCAUGCUCAACACAGCAAAGUCUUGCUUACCUACUUACCUGAUUCC